Messenger RNA from Cylicocyclus nassatus, 1546 nucleotides. The record is from the annotation of a GenBank genome assembly. Lineage: Eukaryota; Metazoa; Nematoda; Chromadorea; Rhabditida; Strongylidae.
CAGAAAGACGAUCAAGACUUAAGAACACAAUCUCGUCCACGUUCAAUGCGGUGAUUGUUUCUUUCUUCUGCUGCCUUCGCCUGAAAUCGUCGUCAAUUCUACGCUCAUACUGAUUUCUGAUAUUCUUCUGUAUGUAUGAGUGCUAACGGCAGUUGUAUUCUCAUAGCCGAUGCGAUACGAAGUGAAGGUCUUGACGAUGUCACGACGCAACUGUUCGUCAAGUCAGCGUUCACCCUCGUCUAUGGCACGCUGUUCAUACUUGGUCUUGUCGGGAAUGGCGGUGUUGUCUUUGCCAUGGCAAAUAAUCGACGGUUACGGUCGGCGAGGAACAUCUUUUUGCUCAAUCUCAUCUUGACUGAUCUAUUAUUGGUGCUUACCGCCGUACCGGUGACUCCUUGGUAUGCGCUGACGAAAAACUGGCAGUUUGGUUCAGCAAUGUGUCAUAUUAUGCCGCUAUCUAAUUCCUGUUCAGUUUUUGUUACCAGCUGGAGUCUGACCGCAAUCUCUAUUGACAAAUAUCUACAUAUUAUUGAUCCGACCAAAGCUCCGGUUACUAAACGCCAAGCUUUGGCAAUUACCCUACUUAUCUGGUUGCUCAGCACAUUGAUCAACAUACCCUAUAUACUUAGCUAUCAAUUAGUCGACGGUAGCUAUUAUGUACCGAAGGACAGUGUACCAUAUUGUGGAAAAUUCUGUGAUGAAACAAAUUGGCAAAGUGAGAACUCUCGAAGACUCUAUGGCACCAUGGUGAUGUUAGUGCAGUUUGUCAUCCCAAUGGCAAUCAUCACUUAUUGUUAUUUCCGGAUAUUGCGGAAAGUUUCAAAGGAUAUGAUUAUACAAAACGUACAGUUCUCUGCUUCGCUUUCACAAAAACAAAGAGUAGACGCGAUUAGCCGGAAAAAGAAGGUCAAUUACAUUUUAAUUGGAAUGGUAGCUACUUUCAUAUGCUGUUGGCUGCCUUUGACUGCUGUGAAUUUAGUAAAAGACUACAAAAUAGAGCCUUCAUUUCUUCGAGCACAACCAUUCCUGGUCCCUCUGCUUGCGCAUGUCGUUGCUAUGUCGCUGGUAGUUUGGAAUCCUGUGCUAUUCUUCUGGCUCACCCGAAAACAAAAACGUUCUGGUCUUAGCAAGAUUAUCAGCUCAUCUGAGGUGGUAGCAUCAUUUGCAAGCCGAUUAGGAAAUAGCUUACGAAGAAUGUCUGGUCGACAUGAUAGCAAGCGUGAUAAACACAAGAAACGCAACGGAACAAUCGACUCGGAAGUCGUUUCUGGAUCCAGUACAACAUCGCGACCGCUAAUCAUUCGGACAGAGCUGCUACCAUCGACGACAACGGAUCGACCUUCCAAACUAGAACGUCUUUGAUAGUUGUGCAGAAGCAGAUGUUUAGAACUAUAAUGCCACUAGAAUGUUCUCGCAAAGCUCAUCAUUACUGCAGAAUUGACUGACUGCUCUUUCGUUACCGGUUUUUUCUUCAUUCUUUCUAGUCGGCUUGUGACAGCUAUUUCAUUUCAGAAUUCCUGCAGGUGUAUGCCGAUAAUAUCCCCAG